AGUCCUCCUGCCUCAUCCUCCUGGGUGCUGGGAUUACAUUCACCACCACGCCCAGCUAGACUGCCAUUUAUUAAACCUUGAAACCUCUAUUGCAGUGCGUCCAGUAUUACAGUUCUUUUCAGUUUCUAAAGGUAGUUGCUUUUUUGGUGGGGGGCGGUACUGGGGAUCGACCAAGACCUUCUCACAGGGUGAUCUUCCUGCCUCAGCGUCGCAAGUGUUUGGAUUACUGAUGUGCACCACCACACAAGGCUAGUUUUGUUUUGCUUUGAAACAAUCUGUGUUGGUCAGGCUCAUCUUAAACUCAUUUGCUCAAGUGGUUCUCCACCUCAGACUCCCAAGUAAAGGGACUUUAGGUGCAUACCACCAUGCCCUGUUAUUUUAUUUGAAAUACUGGACUGGGGAAGUAGCUCACGGGUGGCCUAGCAUGGGCAAGGCUCUGGGUUUGAGCCAUAGCACUUUAAAAAGAAAAGAAUAAGAACAAAUCAUACCACCCAACAACAUUUUCGAGUAUUUAUUAUAUGCCACACUAUUGCUGCUUCACACGAACUGUCUUGUGCGGUUCCCACAGUAAUGCUGAGAAGAGUAUUUCUGUUUCACAGAUGGGGACACUGAAGUUGAGCAAGUUUGCUGAAGGUCACAGUUAGCAAGAGCAUUCACACCAGAAGUCCCUCUAAAGAGAUGCCUGCCAACUAUGCCUCCCAGAUUCCGAGUGCGCCUGGCCAGGUGGAGCCGAAAUCAAUCCCUGUGCCAGUCAUGCUGAGCUCUUACCCUGUAGGUCUGACUGCACGGCCCAGCUGUGGUAUCUGCUCCUGCACCUAGAUAGGGUACAUUCAGAGACUGAGACCAUCAGGCACUGGGAGAGCAGCAGCACCCCCUGGAGCCUUGUGCUGGGGCUGGGAGCGUGGCAGUGCAGCUCCUGUGAUCUCUCUCUGUCCCCUGUAGGAUGGCUGCUCCGCAAGGUCAACACUGGGCCUCCUCCCUGUGCUCAGCCUGGCAGGGGUAGUUUUGAGCCCGACACUAUGGCGUCAUCACCUUCUCUCCCGAUGCCUCGCUCGCAGUCCAGGAAGCCUCUGGGCAGGAUGGCUGACUGGUUCAGGCAGGCUCUGCUGAAGAAGCCUAAGAACGCGAGCAUCUCUUCAGAAAGCCACCUCAGUGGUGACACACAGCUGGCCUCACAGGACAGCGCCCCGCCUCCAAGCCUCCACUCAGUUACGUCUUCUACCCCACCGCCAACACACAGGGACACCAGCAGCAGUGGCCGCUGGAGUAAGGACUAUGACAUUUGCGUGUGCCACAGCGAGGAGGACCUGGCUGCUGCCCAGGAGCUGGUCUCCUACCUGGAGAGCAGCUCCAACAAGCUGCGCUGCUUCCUGCAGCUGCGGGACGCGACCCCAGGUGGGGCCAUAGUGUCUGAGCUGUGCCAGGCGCUGAACAGUAGUCACUGCCACGUGCUGCUCAUCACCUCUGGCUUCCUCUGUGACCCCUGGUGUAAGUUCCAGAUGCUGCAGGCCCUGACCCAGGCCCCAGGGGCUGAGGGCUGCACCAUCCCCUUGAUGUCUGGCCUGACCAGAGACGCCUACCCUGUUGAGCUCCGGUUCAUGUACUAUGUGGAUGGCAGCGGCCCGGACCGGGGCUUCCUCCAAGUCAAGGAAGCUGUCAUGCGCUAUCUGCAGACACUCAGCUGAAACUUCUUGUGUCAUGGGACCCAGAAAGUUGGGGUCAAGCUGGACAUACCUCAUACAAGGCCUUGGAUUCCAGGAGAGGUGACAGGAGGCUUCAGGAGCGAGUGUCUGCAGUGCUCUGUAUGUGACACCUGGAUCAGACUGCCCAGAGGGCUUCCAUUACUAUCUGUUCCCCAGGAAGGCCAGAGGGAUGUUGGGGAUUUCCCCAGGAAGGCCAGAGGGACAUUGGGGCCUCCCCCAGGAAGGCCAGAGGGACACUGGGGCCUCCCCCAGGAAGACCAGGAGGAAGCCAGAAAUUGGAGGCAGGAGGAGGAGGAGCUGAUACCUGGAGGAGCAGCAGUGUUUGGCCUGCUGCCUAAAUGUACAGAAGCCUAGUGCACACCUGCCUUCUUCCCCAGAAUGGGUCACUGGUGCAGAUGGGACUCCCUCCCAGUGAUGAGCUGGGAGUUUAAAUUGCAGGAUACUAAGCAUGGAUACUCUUAGAGCUGCCUGGGGAGCCUGGCGUAAGAAAUAGGUAUGGAGUCCUUCACGCUCACACUACUGCUGUUCUUUCCCAGAGACAUCAACUUGCUUCAGAAAGCUAGGCGGAGGUGCAUUGUGUUUUAUUUAUUGCAUGACUGCCCCUGAAGAUGCAAGUUUAGAGCUGGGAGAGAAACCCAGUGGUUCAAUACAUGCUUAGCAUGCAUGAGGCCCUAGGUUUGAGCCCUACUACCAAACUUUAAAAAAGAAAACUGCAAAACUACGAGUCAUUCUAAAUGUACUGGAAAGGGGAAGGAGGAGGUGGGGAGAGAAGGAAGCAGAGCUCAGGGCUCAGCCUCUUCUCCUGCUGCAGAACCCCACUGAUCCUUGACAACUCAGAGCUGCAUCACAGGCUUGGCAGAGCCAAAGCUUUCAGCGUAGCUGUCUUCACCUUUGGACUGAGAGGAAUCAGCAUUUUUCUUCUGAGAUAAGACUGUGUUCUUUGUAGGAUAGCCAGGUGUCCUGCAUCUGUACUCAGUAAGUUUGUUGUUGAACUGAGUUUGUUUCUCCCAAUGUGUACUUUUUUGCUUCUCCUCUCACUUUCCCCAUCACAUGUCUUCUUUACUGAAAAAAAAAUUUAAAUUAUAAUUAUACCUGUUGUGGUGGUGCAUACCUGUAACACCA
Molecule: messenger RNA, 2825 nt
Organism: Fukomys damarensis (Damara mole-rat)
Lineage: Eukaryota; Metazoa; Chordata; Mammalia; Rodentia; Bathyergidae
Gene: Tirap
Product: TIR domain containing adaptor protein
Exons: 4
Coding region: 1020-1685 (221 amino acids)
Biological process (GO): signal transduction
Source: RefSeq, a predicted model, not a curated record